GCCAGGCGUGUGACCCAGGCUAGAAGCAGCCACAUGAGCCUCUGUUAGCUCACCCUGUCACCUGUUUUAGGACGAUGGAGUGAAAAAUAACACUAAGACCAAAUGAUGCUGCAAAGCUGAAGCUCAGUGUGGAGAUGCUGCUGUGAAUCAACCGUGACUGAAGAUGAGAAGAAGGUAGGAGCUUUCAGUGCAACGUGUGGAAAAAGGGACCAAGAAGCAGAAAAAACAAAGCAGGAGAAUUGGUGACCAACAUUAUUACUGGACUAAAUGAACUGUGAAGAUGGGGACACUGGUCGAACCGGCGCUGCUGCUACUUUUAUGGCAGAGUGUUUGGGCUUUGGACAUUCCUCUGGAGGUCAGACAACCCCCAACCAUCAUAAAGCAGUCGAUGAAGGAGCAUAUUGUUGACCCCAAAGACACCAUGGUCAUUGAGUGUGAAGCCAAAGGAAACCCUCAUCCUAUUUUCUCAUGGAGGCGCAACGGGAAGUAUUUCAACGUGGCACGUGACUCCCAGGCAUCGAUGCGCAGGCGCUCAGGGACUCUGGACAUCUACGCCAAGAACAAUCCAGAACAGUAUGAGGCAGAGUAUCAGUGCAUCGCCUCCAAUGAGUAUGGAUCAGCGUACUCCAAUAAGAUCAGACUACAGCUGUACAGAGCUCCUGUGUGGCCGAGGGAGAUUCUGGAGCCUGUGGUGGUUAGUGCUGGUUUGCCUCUGGUCCUGUCCUGUGACCCUCCGCCUGGCCCACCAAAACCUGAAACCUACUGGAUGUCCAGCUGCUCAUAUGCGAGACCUUUCAACUGGCCCAUCCAGACAGCUUUCCCUACCAUGCAGGCUGUGCGGCCGGACCGCAGGGUUUCCAUGGGAGUCAACGGAGAUCUGUAUUUCUCUAAUGUGCUGAUUAAUGACUCUGUUGCUGAUUACUGCUGUAAUGCCCGCUUCCCCUACAAGAAUGUCAUUCAACAGAAGAUGCCUGUGGUAGUGAAGGUGCUUACAACUCGUACGGUGGCAGAGGCUGCCCCCACCUGGUUGUCUCCCACAGGUUCAUCAAGCUCCAUACUGGUCUUGCAAGGGGAGGAGCUGCUCCUGGAGUGCAUUGCUGCAGGAAUGCCAACUCCCCGCAUUACCUGGACCAAGGAUGGAGAGGACCUUGCAGUGACGUCACGCAUGAAAGUAAAGAACUUCAACAAGAUGAUUCAAAUCCCAAAGGCAUCCUUUGAUGAUGUGGGUGAAUACACCUGCGCUGCUACCAAUAGGUUGGGCUACAUCGAGCACACGAUAACUGUCAGGGUCAAAGCGGCUCCAUUCUGGUUAGAGAAGCCCACUGAUUUGAUUUUGGCCCCAGAGGAAAACGGACGGUUGGUGUGUCGUUCCGAUGGGGCUCCUCGUCCUACAAUCAGCUGGUCCAUCAAUGGGGAACCAAUUGAAACUGCUGAUCCGCAGCCUAACCGACAGGUGUCAGGAGACACACUAAUCUUCCGUUCUGUGAGCGCUUCAAACACCGCUGUCUAUCAGUGCAAUGCUUCCAAUCAGUUUGGUUACUUAUUGGCUAAUGCAUUUGUCAAUGUGCUACAUGCAACCCCUCGUAUUCUUGGCCCAAGAAAUGAACUCACAAAGGUGAUAGAAGGUAGUCAUGCUUUAUUAGACUGCCGCUACUUUGGGUCUCCAGUACCAGAGCUGAGAUGGUCCAAAUAUGGACAAGGAAAUCUUGAAGGAAAUCGCUUUAAGACCCACAGUAAUGGGACACUGGAGAUCAAACGCAUACGGAUAGAAGACCAGGGAACUUACCUGUGCAUAAUCAGCAACAUCGCAGGAAGAGAUGAAAAUCAGGUCCGAAUAGAGGUCAAAGAACCCAUAAUAAUUGUUACAAAACCACAGAGUAUGAAAGUCAUGCGUGGAACUGAUGUACGCUUAGAGUGCGGUGUUAAAGCAGAUAUCACUACUCCUGUCACGACCAACUGGUUAAAAAACAAAAAGCAUGUCACUCUUGGCUGGAGGAUCUCUCUGGAUGAAUCAAAUCUGGUCAUUACUAAUGUAAACAGAGGCGAUGAAGGCAAUUAUACAUGUGUGAUCAAGAAUGAGCUGGACCAGAAGUCUGCGUCAGCACACCUAAUGGUGAUGGAUCGUCCAAAUCCUCCUACUAACUUGGAGUUGUCAGAUCCAUAUGAGCGGACAGUAAGACUCAGCUGGGUUCCUGGAGACAGCAACCACAGCCCCAUCACAGAGUACUUAGUGCAGUAUGACGAUGACGACUGGCUGCCUGGGAAGUGGAGAAACCUUUCAACGUACCCCGGGACCCUCAACUCUGUCAUUUUGCACCUUGCACCUUUCUCCUAUUACGAAUUCAGGGUCAUCGCCAUUAAUGAAAUCGGAGCGAGUCGCCCCAGUCGUCCUUCUACGCGCUUCCAGACCAGCGGUGCACCUCCAGAUGUCAUACCAAAGAAUUUAAAAGGUGUGGGUACAUGGAGAAACAACAUGGAGAUCAGCUGGGAGCCUCUGACCUACAGAGAGUGGAACGGACCCAAACUUAAGUAUCUGGUGUGGUGGAGAAGGAGAGAUUCUCGAGAGGAGUGGAAGAACGCAACCACCAAGUGGCUGAAAUAUUACAUCUAUGAUGCCGACACCUUCACACCUUAUGAGCUCAAAGUCCAGGCUGUCAACGACUUUGGGAUGGGACCAGAGUCUCCUGUUGUUAUUGGGUAUUCUGGUGAAGACCGUCCUAUAGCUGCACCCCUGAACCUCAGAGUGUCUGACAUCGAGAGCACACAGGUGACUGUACACUGGGACACCGUGACACGAGGUUCUAUUAUGGGAGAACUGAAAGAAUACAAGGUGUACUACUGGAGGGACAGCAGCCAGCUGAGGUGGCACUGGGUCAACAGAGCGAUGAAGUCCAAAUCGUUUCCAGACGAUGUGCCAGAGCCCUCUGGGACUGUCACCAACCUUAUUCCCUAUAGCAACUACAAGAUGUACAUAGUAGUGGCAAAUAAUCGAUACGAAGGACCGCCAAGUAAUAGCAUACACUUUUCAACACCUGAAGGAGUUCCAUCUGCUCCCACAUCCUUCAGGAUCCAACAGCGACAUCUGGAUAGUAUUUAUGUUGACUGGGACCUGCCAGCAGAACCCAAUGGUAUCAUUACAGGGUAUUCCCUCAAGUAUCAGACAGUGAAUGCCACCAGAGGAGAGGAGCUGAGAGUCGAGGAGUUCCCUCCUAAUACAACCAGCUUCUCAAUCCGGAGAUACGACCGCUACACUCGAUACAGAUUCUCAGUGGCAGCACGAACUCGGCUUGGGUUAGGAGAAUGGCACACAGAGGAGUCGCCCCACUACACCACAGAAACGUACGCUCAGGACCAGGUGGACAUCACCACCCAGGGGUGGUUCAUUGGGAUAAUGUGUGCCGUGGCUCUCAUCGUGCUCAUCCUCCUCAUCGUGUGCUUCAUCAAGAGGAGCCGAGGGGGGAAAUACCCAGUACGUGAAAAAAAGGACAUUUCACUGGAGCCGGUGGAUGACAAAGAUCAAGAGGGGUCAUUUGAUUAUCGGUCCCUUGAAAGGAUCACACGUGUCUCUACUCUGCCCUACCCUCGGCGAGAGGAGGAAAGAGGGCUUCAAAGAGGUCAGCCAUCUAUUGAGGCGAUGAUGAAGCGAUCGGACAGCGAUGACAGUCUGGUGGAAUAUGGAGAAGGGGGCGAGAUACCGUUUAAUGAGGACGGCUCAUUCAUUGGCCAGUACACAGGAACCAGGAGAGAUGUCAGGGAGUUGGAUUUUGGUGGAAGUCUGGAGCUCCACUCACCGAUGAACACCAUCUACUCCCUGGCGUAACUUCAAACUGCCCUCCUCACUUCAUCUCAGCUAUUUGCCACUGUGCUUGCACCGUUCCUUUUGAGUGACGAACCUGAAGGAACUUGUGGGAGGAUCUACAGGAGGAAACAGCAGGACACGGAGAAGCUGUUCAGUCCUCCUUUUUCUUGGAGACAACAUAAAUUUCAUUGCAUUUAAGGAAGAAAAGAUGGAAAAGUUGGGACCAUCUUUCUAGAAAGUCAUUUCUUCAUCUGAUGAAAAGGAAGCUUUACCUUUUGUUUUGAGAAUAAAGAUACUGUGUGUUUGUGCACAUGCCUUCAAUUAUCCAGUCGAUGGAGAGACUUUGGCUGUGCAUCACACGAGACAGAAGUGGAUCAGUUUAUCAUGUUGAUAAAAGCAGUUGCAAGGACCAACUUAACUAGUGUUGUUGCAUCUUUUUCUUUCUGCUAAUUUCACGAACAAGAUUUCUGUUAUUUUUGUAUGCUUGCAAUUUAAAAUAAGGGCUGCACACCAAACUUUCACCAUCAGAGGAGCUGCAAUGUAAUCCCAGAACACAGACACUCUCCACCAUGAUUUAUACACCAGAGCUGAACGUAUAAUGUGAGAGUGAGAAGGUGAUAGAUCAAGGAAAAUAUUAUCUCCGGGGAUGAUUAAUUCAUUCAUUCAUUGCACUUUGGUCUAAUGGAGAAACCUCAAACCAUUUAGGGAAUCAGCAAGCAGCCAUAAACCAGCUGUAAAAUCACACAUUGCUCUUGAACUGGUCACCUUAAUUGACUCACAAUGGAGAUUAUUAAUCAUUAUAUAACAGCGUUUGUUUAUUUGACUCCUAACAUCAUCUGUGUAUUAAGCCAGUUCUGCCUUAAUUUAAAUAAAGUGAAGGUAUUUAUUUCUAGCAUGUCUUAUAUGAAUGUGGAUUCUGCUGCUCUGUUUAAAUCUUAAAGGGAUAACCAGGUUUAUUAUUCUUUCAAUAAAAUUAAAAUUUCCCACA
Molecule: messenger RNA, 4787 nt
Organism: Amphiprion ocellaris (clown anemonefish)
Lineage: Eukaryota; Metazoa; Chordata; Actinopteri; Pomacentridae
Gene: nfascb
Product: neurofascin homolog (chicken) b
Exons: 27
Coding region: 281-3820 (1179 amino acids)
Biological process (GO): axon guidance; cell-cell adhesion
Cellular component (GO): plasma membrane; axon
Molecular function (GO): protein binding
Source: RefSeq, a predicted model, not a curated record